UGGCAAUCCUCGCCCACAGCUUCACAACUCAUCCUCUGUGAGAGCAAUCGAUUGUUCCAGGAUGGGUGAUGACCGAUGGCGCGGAGGCCGACCAGACAAUCGCCAGUCGGGCCAUAGACAGUCGGGUCCUAAGAACAUGGGAGGAUCGCGUGGGAAUGCCUGGAGCGACUCACGCGAUCAGAGCCCUGCCGGACCAGCUAACGAGCAGCAUGUUCCCGUCUGUGGAUUUAAUGCGACGGAAGCAAAAUCAGCUCUCAAGCGAGGUGCACACGAACAAAAACCUACUACCUACAAGCCAGCCGGGAAGGACGUGAACAACCGUGCUAGCGGCCCUUGGGGCGCCAAACCCAACAACAUGGCGAGUGGAAAGGACUUCUUCCUUGAGCUUCGAAAGCAAAUCACUUCAUUGCGGGGUGGAAAUGUUCCUGGUGGUUGAUCAUGCUGGUGGCAUGGACCUUACGAAUAUAAGCACUCCCGGAGUUAUACCGGUGGAUUGCUUUCCCUCUGGAAGGGACGGUUGAUGAUUGAUCUAUUAUAUACGAGGAGACGAAUUUAUGGCAUGUGGGCGAGGCUCUCUCCAUCUGAAGAUAUGCCUCAAGGCAUGGUUUCGACCUGUAAUAUAAAAGCAAAAAAUGAGAAACAUGAGAAAUGCCAAGAUCUUCCGU
This is a messenger RNA of Aspergillus ruber CBS 135680, 665 nucleotides long. RefSeq lists its product as uncharacterized. The record is from RefSeq and is a predicted model, not a curated record. The transcript has 5 exons. Lineage: Eukaryota; Fungi; Ascomycota; Eurotiomycetes; Eurotiales; Aspergillaceae. The coding region runs from base 62 to 436 and encodes 124 amino acids.